Molecule: messenger RNA, 1857 nt
Organism: Acaulospora colombiana
Lineage: Eukaryota; Fungi; Glomeromycota; Glomeromycetes; Diversisporales; Acaulosporaceae
Source: the annotation of a GenBank genome assembly
GCACACGAGUCUUUUGAAAAUGAGGCCAUCGCGAAGAUUAUGAAUGACAAUUUUGUGAACGUUAAGGUUGACAGGUGGAAGGAACAAUCAGACAAACUGAAAAAGGCUGGAGCAGAAGCAAUUGAAAUGCUUCAAAAAUUUACCUCGGAUGAGGGUCGCGGAGGUUCCUCGGAAUUGAAUUUGAAAAUAUCACAAAAGUUAUACCAAUUCUUUGUCGAUUCGUUUGAUGAUGAUGAAGGAGGAUUUGACGGCAAGAGCGAACCCAAAUUUCCGACUCCUGUUCAAUUUCACUUUUUGCUUCGUCACUACUAUUACACCCUUGUUGAUCUCGGAAAAGCAGAAGAAAGAUUCGCAAUAAUGUCGAUCUCUGAAAUCCGUGAUCGCGGUACGAAGUUGGGAAUUGAUUUUAAAGAUUGUACAAAUGAUGCAGAAUUCUUAAAGAAACUGCAAGAUGUGGUGACGAACCGUAGACAGGCUGCUGAACGCGAAUUGGAGAUGGUCAAGUUUACCCUAAAGGCUCAGUUACUGAUGAGCUAUGUUGAAACUUAUGUGAUUUCGGGAGAUCAUUAUUAUGCAGAUGUAAGGAGUGCGUUAUACGGUGACGUGAACGCAAUGUUCCCACUUCAGGUAGCGCGAGACAUUAUAAAAUACGUGGAAAGAGAUCUGAAGGACCCCGAAGGUGGCGGUUUCUUUUCGGCCGAGGAUGCCGACUCCUAUCCUUACGAGGGUGCAGAACAUAAACUUGAGGGUGCUUUUUGCGUAUGGGAAGAACCCGAGAUUAAGGAAAUUCUGGGCGAUAGGAAUUCGGAAAUAUUUUGCGGGCAUUUUGGUGUGAAGUCGAAUGGAAACGUUGAUCCUCGCAAAGAUAUUCAGGGAGAAUUGAAAAACAAAAAUGUUUUGAUUGAACGUCACGCGCUCGAAGAGACCGCGAAUCAUUUUAACCUUUCUUUAAGUGAAUUAAACGAGAUACUUUCGGAAUCCAAAGAAAAACUUUUAAGAUUCAGGUUUGAAAAGAGACCUCGACCGCACCGUGACGAUAAAAUUUUAACAGCUUGGAAUGGACUAAUGAUCUCUGGCCUCGCUCGAGCAUAUGACGCGUUACGUGAUGAGAAGAUUCGUGAUCUGGCGGAGGGGGCAGCUAAGUUUUUAAAAGAGCGAAUGUACAACAAGGAGAGAAAAGUAUUGUUGAGAAGUUUUAGGGAGGGUCCCAGUGAUGUUGAAGGAUUUGCAGAUGACUAUAGUUAUCUGAUCGGAGGGUUGCUCGACCUCUACCAGUCAACUUUCAACGAAUCAUACCUUGAAUGGGCGAUUGAUUUGCAGGACACGCAAGAUCGAUUGUUUUAUGAUGAGAAAAAUGGUGGAUAUUUUAAUGUCAAGGAAAACGCCAGAGACAUUUUGGUUCGAUUGAAGGAUGACCACGACGGUGCUGAACCCUCAGCUAAUUUGAUUCGUCUUGGACACAUCGUUGAUGGCUCUGAUUAUAACCGCAAGGCCGAGCAAUCGUUGAAAUUCUUUGCGGGAAAGUUAAGCCGCGCGCCAUUUUCAAUGCCAGCAAUGGUUUCUGGCUUGAUGCUGCAUCAGAAGGGUGUUAAGCAGUUGAUAAUUACCGGGCGCAAACAAGAAUCGAAUGUUCAACAAUUUCUCAAUAUCAUUCAAUCAAAAUUUAUUCCAAGUAAAGUUCUCUUGCGGGUAAGUCCAGAAGAGAGUUUAGUGAUAAAAGAGAGGAAUGAAUCCGUGAAAAGCAUUUUAGAAAGCGAAUCUGGCGGUCUCACGUCAUCGGUUCAUAUUUGUGAAAAUUUCACCUGUGGCAAGCCGAUUCGUGAAGUCGGAGAGUUGGAGGACAGGCUCAAGGAAUAA